GCUAACUUUAGUAGCAGAAAGUGAAACAUGGCGAGGAGACGGACGGUUUUUUCAGUGGCUCCGUAUUUUAUUGUUUUAAGUUGUUUAUCUACAAUAGGACUAUGCGCUAGAGAAGUUGUUUUAGUAGAUUCUUCCAAAUUUCCAAACCUAAAGAACUGGACAACACAUAUAAAUGAAAAAUCAGAUUCCAACACAGGGUGGAAAGAAGGCAGUUUUAGAGACAAUGGGAACAUCAUCCGAAUUUUCUCUUCCUGUUCAGUCAGUAGUUCAACUGUUGACAACUGGUUAAGGACUCCUUACAUACAUCGACAAGGAGCCAACAGUCUACGCAUAGAAAUCCGAUUUUCCAUGCGGCGUUGUGUUCAACAUUCAGAUCCAAGCACCAUUAAACAGUGCAAAGAAACUUUCAACUUGUAUUAUUAUGAAGCUGAUGAUGACAUUGCAAAUGCACACAUGCCAACAUGGGACUCUGUGUCAUAUACACACAUUGACAAAAUAGCAGCAGACAAUUUAUAUGACUCAAACACAAACAUCAAACUUAACACUGAAGUUAGGGAUGUACCCUUAACCCCUGGAAUGGGGGGUGUGUACAUUGCUUUUCAGGACCUUGGAGCAUGUGUCACUUUGAUCUCCGUAAAAGUUUCAUACAUUAUGUGUCCGAAUAUCACCGUCAAUUAUGCAUUUUUCCAAGAAACCCCUGUUGGUCGAGUGAACCCAGGAUUUGAGGAACACACAGGGGUCUGUGUAGCAAAUGCCGCGGAGAAGACCCGCCCCAAGUAUCUGUGUCGGAGUGAUGGUAUGUGGACCUACCCUACUGGACAGUGUCAGUGUUUGUCUGGCUAUGAGGGACAAGGAGGAACAGCAUGUGUGGGAUGUAGACCUGGCUUCUUUAAGUGGCUCCUGGGAAAUACUCCAUGCAUACCAUGCCCUUCUAACAGUUAUACAAAUGUACCACGGUCCGUGGAGUGCACGUGUGCGGAUGGCUACUAUCGCAAUCCAAAAGACAGCAAAAACUCCUCUUGUACUCAGCCACCAUCCAAGCCUCGGAAUUUAGUAGCUGAGGAGAUAACCCAUAACUCCAUUACGUUAUCAUGGAUACCUCCCAUGUCAGAUGGAGGGAGAAAAGAUGUCCGCUAUAGGGUAGCCUGUACUCCUUGUGAGAGUGUGUCGUUCCACCCAGGCUGGGAAAACAUUAACCAGACAAGGGUAUCAAUCACGGGGUUGACAUCAAGCACCAAGUAUAGUAUUAGAGUAUCUGCUGUAAAUGGCGUCAGCAACCAGAGCAACAUUCCGGUGGAGUUUGAUGAAGGACAGUACACAACCAAGGCUAGUACCCAAACCAUUGUCAACUUCCAGAUCAGCAAUCGUGGCCAGACAGAAAUUACAGUCACCUGGGAUAUUGCGCCUAACAUCAGAAACAAGGUCAUGUUCUACCAGGUCCGUAGUGCACCAAGACUAGGAAAUGGAAACAUCUUCCUAAAAAAUAUAUCGGCCAACCACCAGAAUUAUACAUUUAAGAAUCUCAACUUGGGAGCAGAGUACAGUCUUCAGGUGAGGUGCUUUCAGGUAGAGAAAGGAUGGGGCGACUUCACGCAGCCAAUAAACGUCAUACCAGGAGAACCAAUCGGAAAGGAAGAGAUAGAUCCACCUCAGCAGUUGUCUGUCGGGAUCAUCAUUGCAGCUGUCCUGGCGGUGAUACUCUGUAUGGCCAUCGCUACAGGCAUGAUAGUCAUACUCAUCAAAAGAAAUCAACGAGAUAGUCAAAAUGACAAGAGUUGUGGAGAAUACGACCCACAGUACAAUCCGGUUCUCCAUUGUCCCCCUUUGGAGCCCCAUAUGAAUGGUGGAUUGACUAUGCCUUUGUUUCCCCCCAAUGAUUGUGUCAAGUCUUAUGUUGACCCCCAUACUUACGAAGACCCAAAUCAAGCAGUACGAGAGUUCACACGAGAAAUUGAUGCAUCCCACAUCACCAUUGAAUCAGUCAUUGGAGGAGGAGAGUUUGGUGAUGUCUGCAAAGGAAAACUACGCAAUCCUGUAAAACCUGAAAUGUCGGUAGCAAUAAAGACUUUGAAGCCCGGCGCAACAGACAAAAACCGUUUAGAUUUUCUGACGGAAGCCAGCAUAAUGGGACAGUUUGAUGACCAGAAUGUUAUAUUUCUAGAAGGAGUUGUCACAAAAAGUCAUCCCAUUAUGAUUGUCACGGAAUAUAUGGAAAAUGGAUCACUUGAUACAUUUUUACGAAACAACGAUGGGAAGUUUACAAUCAUGCAGUUAGUCGGAAUGAUGAGAGGGAUCGCACUGGGAAUGAGAUAUCUCUCCAACAUGGGCUAUGUUCAUAGAGACUUAGCUGCCCGGAACAUACUGAUUAAUGGGAAUCUGGUCUGUAAAGUUGCCGAUUUCGGAUUGUCCAGGGAAAUCGACAUAGACACUACUGAUGGGGCUUACACAACAAAGGGAGGAAAAAUCCCAGUUAGAUGGACCGCUCCAGAAGCCAUUGCCUUCCGAAAGUUCACAUCAGCCAGCGAUGUUUGGAGUUACGGAGUGGUUAUGUGGGAGGUGGUUUCCUAUGGUGAGAGGCCAUAUUGGAACUGGUCCAAUCAAGAUGUCAUUCGGGCUGUGGAUCGUGGAUACAGACUUCCACCACCUAUGGACUGUCCCGAGGCACUUCAUCAGCUGAUGUUAGACUGCUGGCAGAAAGAGAGAGGAAACCGACCAAAGUUUGACAUCAUUGUCAAAAGUCUGGACAAAUUUAUCAGAGCUCCUGAACUGCUCAGAAAAAUUGCAAAACCCAGGCCUGAAUUCUUAAUGGACACGAAUCAUCGUACAAUGCCCACGAAUCGCCAAGGGGAAGUUUCCAAUUUCACCAACGUGGAAGGUUGGCUUAUAUCCAUCAAAAUGGAGAAAUACAUUGACAAUUUCCUGAACUGUGGUUAUAGGACAAUGGACCAAGUGUUGAAAAUCACUCAACAAGACUUAGAACAAAGAGUAGGUGUCACAUUAAUAGGACAUCAAAAGAAAAUCAUGAACAGUAUCCAAACUCUGCGUGCACAACGAUUCGGACAAUUCUCUCAAAUGUCAGAUGGAUUUCUCGUAUAGUCUUGUGUGUGCUUGCUUUUACUUAGUGCGCUUGUUAUUACUGAAAUUAUUCCUCAGUUGUGAUGCUGACAUCUUGUGCAAUUUUUCUUGUCCAGGCGAGGAGUUGUAUGAUCAAUCAAAAAAAUACUGCAACAAGUCAGGACUGCAAGUACUGCUGCCUGUGUGUCAAAGAGAAGAGUUGUCCCACACCAUACCGCAAAAAAAUUAUCAGUUUUCUCAUGUUUUUGCAUAAUGACUUUAUACUUUUAGCAUCCUAAGGAUGGCAUUGAUGAGUGUUUGCUAGAGCAAGAGGAAUAAACUUGUGAGGUUGUGAGAUCAGUGAAUUUCUAUCUAGUUUACGCUUGUGAGUAUGUGCUAGAGACUGAUUUGCUUGUUGAUAUUUUUUUUUAUCUCACCUUGACAGUAUGCAAUGUAAUUGGCUGUCAAUUAUUAGCAAAUAUUUCAGCACUGUCGUUUGACUGCAGUUUCAGCAUGAUGUGUGUGAAUGUGUGUAUGUGUGCUUGUAUGUGUAUGGUACCAGUGUAACUGGAGAGUGUUUCACUAUUAUUUAAGUCAAAAAACUGUGUAUCAGUAUUUAUAUCAUAACACACGAUUAUUUUGUUAACACUGAGAAUUACAUCAUAUGUCUCAAUACUUGGUAAUUUUUAAUUAAUUUCUAUUACUUUUAUUCCAAAACCUAUAAUGUGACAGUGGAUUUAACAUUUUUUCUGUUUUACAUGUAAGGAAUUUUUUUUUUACAUUCUUUGAAGAUGAUAGUGCAGUUCAGUUGGGUGUUCAUUUUUUAAAUUCUUUUUAAGGUGCUUAGUAGGAGUAAAAUAUUUUAUGUUCAGUUUGUUUCUAUGCAACAUUUGAACCAUUCCAUUAACAAGAUAUUCCCACUUAUGCCAACAGGACUUACUCUCAAAGUCUGCAUGUCAUGUUUACCUGUUGCACUCAUUAUUUUUUCUGGUCAGUUAAAAUGUUUAUGUUGAAUCAGGGUGUGUUUGCUCCACAGUGGAUAUUCUAUCAAACAGGACAAAUAAUAGCACAUAUCAGAUACCUAUUACUAUAAAAAAAUCUUAUGAAAUUAUAUGAAAAAUUGUCAAGCAAAGUAUUUUUCAAACCCUACACUGGAGAGAUAUGGUGAUCCAUUCCUCAUUUUGUUAGAUCCUCACCUGAAUAAUUUGCAUUUCUUAAAUCCACCACCCCACCCACCACUUGUAUAGUAAUCUGUGUAGUUCAUUAUUUGUAGAUCAUUUUAUUUUGACUGUAUAUAAUUUGUAAAUUCCGAUAGUGCUGUAUAUAGAUACGCAAAGUGAAGACUUACUGAUGCUGAAUGCAAAAAUGAAACGAGGAAAUCUCAAAAAGAGAGUAGUGGUUUUUUUUUCUUCUUGCAAUACUUGUCAACAUUUUAAUAAAUCUUUUUUAAUUGUGUGUUUAAAUGUCCUUCGUUCAAUAUUUUUUUUUGUUAGUGAUUUGUUUUUAAUUACGAGUAGCCUAAACCACCAUCUAAUUUCUUACAAUUGAAGACUGAAUGUUAGAAAAACUGUUUUAAAGUUUAUGGUAUAAAAUUUACCUUGUGUCAAAGAAAUCCUUGUAUGUCAUUGUCUUAUUUCACUUCUAAGAAAUCCUAAGAAUUGUUACAAAUUCAAUAUAUAAAAGACGUACACUGAUUUCAGAAUUGUAUGAAUCAAAAGAAAAAAAUUACUAUAAUUAUAAUUUUUAAGAAUUACCCAGCAGUAAUGUUUGUAAAUAUGUUUUGGUGUCAAUUUUAACAUCAUUCACAAAUCAUUGCUUCUAUGAAAUCAUAUCUGAAAUGAAAUUGGUGCUGAAUUUACAAGUUUAUAUAUACAUGUAUAUUUGAUAUUGAAAGCUAAUCCAUUACAGUUUUACCUCUGUUUGUGUACGUAUUACUGAAUCUUUUCUUGCUUCUUUCAAUUCUUUUCAUUUAAGUCUGUACUGGUUUAAAAAUUGUAAUGGCUUAAAGUUGCAAAGUCAUAAUUAAACAAGUGAUUAAGGUUGCUUACACUGAGAGUGUCAGCAUGUUUUUCUUGAAAAGACAAUUUUGAAAGCAAUAUGGUUCCAUGACUGCUAGAUGUUCAGAAGUACACAAGAUAUCACAAUAAAUAUGUACAAAACUGAA
Molecule: messenger RNA, 5218 nt
Organism: Saccostrea echinata
Lineage: Eukaryota; Metazoa; Mollusca; Bivalvia; Ostreida; Ostreidae
Product: ephrin type-B receptor 1-B-like
Exons: 18
Coding region: 28-3096 (1022 amino acids)
Biological process (GO): cell surface receptor protein tyrosine kinase signaling pathway; protein phosphorylation; axon guidance
Cellular component (GO): plasma membrane; neuron projection
Molecular function (GO): ATP binding; protein binding; transmembrane-ephrin receptor activity
Source: RefSeq, a predicted model, not a curated record